AUGGUGUUACUAGAUUCCUUGUGGUUCAUCGUAGUAGCAUCUUUGUUGGGAGGAUAUGCAUUUGUGUUUGGGAUCCUUAGGAGGGUGAAUGAGUGGUACUAUGUUGGCAGGGUAGGAAAGACACAAUACCCUCUCCCACCUGGUGAUCUAGGUUGGCCUUUCCUCGGCAACAUGCACACCUUCCUCAAAGCUUUCAAGUCUGACCCUGAUUCCUUCAUCUAUGACCUUGUUUCCAGAUAUGGCAGGACAGGCAUGUAUAGGACCUACUUGUUUGGGAGCCCAAGCAUCAUAGUUUGCAGCCCAGAAACGUGUAGGAAGGUUCUCACAGAUGAGGAACAAUUCAAGCUUGGAUACCCUGCUUCCACCAUGGCCCUCACAGGAAAAAGAUCAUUCCAUGGAAUCUCAAAUGAGGAGCACAAGCGUCUGCGCCGCCUCACAACCUCUCCCAUAACUGGCCACGAGGCAUUGUCUAUGUAUAUUGGUCUUAUUGAAGGGAUUGCUGUGAAACUUUUGGAUGAGUUGUCUAGCAUGAACAUGCCAUGUGAAUUCCUCACAGAAAUGAGGAAGUUCGCUUUUGCUGUCAUCACCACCAUUUUUGUCGGCUCUGACUAUGAUCACGUUGACCUUGGCUUGGUCGAGAACUUGUACACCCACUUGAAUCGAGGAAUGAAGUCUCUUGCCAUCAAUCUCCCUGGCUUUGCAUUCCACAAAGCACUCAAGGCACGAAAGAAGUUGAUGAAGCUGCUUCAAGCCCUGGUGGACCGAAAGAGGAGGAACAAUAAUAGAGAGACAAAGAUGAGGAAAGAUAUGAUGGAUUUAUUGAUGGAAGUCAAAGAUGAAGUGGGUUGGAAGCUGCAGGAUGAAGACAUCAUAGACCUGCUUCUGGUAUUCUUGUUAGCUGGUCAUGAAAGCUCUGCUCAUGGAAUAUUGUGGACCAUCAUCUACCUCAUGGAACACCCAUAUGUCCUCCAUAAGGCCAAGAAAGAACAAGAACAAAUCAUGGAAAGGAGACCUUCCACGCAGAAAGGGCUGAACCUCAAGGAAAUUAAGCAAAUGGAAUAUCUUUCAAAGGUUAUUGAUGAGACGCUGCGCAGAACAAGUAUCUCGUUUGCGAACUUUAGACAGGCAAAAGUCGAUGUCAACAUCAAUGGUUAUACUAUACCAAAAGGAUGGAAAGUUUUGGUUUGGAACAGAGGUGUUCACAUGGAUCCUGAAACUUACGUCAACCCAAAGGAAUACGACCCUUCUAGAUGGGAAAAUUACAAAGCCAGAGCAGGGUCUUUCCUUCCAUUUGGAUUAGGAAGCAGGUUUUGUCCCGGAAGCGACCUGGCCAAGCUUGAGAUCACCAUUUUCCUUCAUCAUUUUCUUCUUAACUACAGGAUGGAGAGAAUUAAUCCAGAGUGUCCAGUGACUUACCUACCAGUUCCAAGGCCUUCUGACAACUGUCUUGCAAGAAUUAUAAAAGCUACCUAAAUCAUGAGAUUAAUUAGCCUCUUGUAAUUGAGCAAGG
Messenger RNA from Gastrolobium bilobum, 1510 nucleotides. Its product is annotated as beta-amyrin 11-oxidase-like. NCBI's taxonomy places the organism in Eukaryota, Viridiplantae, Streptophyta, Magnoliopsida, Fabales, Fabaceae. Bases 1 to 1473 code for a protein of 490 amino acids. Gene Ontology annotation, molecular function: heme binding; iron ion binding; ent-kaurenoic acid monooxygenase activity. Gene Ontology annotation, cellular component: endoplasmic reticulum. The transcript has 8 exons. Gene Ontology annotation, biological process: multicellular organism development; brassinosteroid biosynthetic process; brassinosteroid homeostasis. The record is from RefSeq and is a predicted model, not a curated record.